AUGGAUCCCGCCCCUCUUCAUUCGGGGCUUUUUGAGCCAGAUGUAUUUUAUCUACAGCAGCAGCAUAGGUCCCAGCUUGUAGGGGAUUCAGAUGUAGAUCCCACCUGCUUGGUCCGUCGUAGGUUUAUGGAACAAGCAUUGGAUAUUUUAGUAGCUCGGCCCCCACAUCCUCGUGUCUUAGAGAUACUAUAUCAGGGUGGUAUCUACCGUUGCAUCGCUGUUGGUCGCGUACAGCAUGACAAGGCUCUUGUGAUGGCCAUGAUUGAGCGAUGGCGACUGGAGACCCAUACAUUUCAUCUUCGCACUGAUGAGGCCACCAUCACCCUUCAGGACGUGGAGGUCCUUUACGGUCUCCAGGUCGAUGGACGAGCUUUGUAUAUUGCGAAGCCUCAGCAGAUGCCAUCGUAUCGUUAG
Molecule: messenger RNA, 414 nt
Organism: Lycium barbarum (goji berry)
Lineage: Eukaryota; Viridiplantae; Streptophyta; Magnoliopsida; Solanales; Solanaceae
Product: serine/threonine-protein phosphatase 7 long form homolog
Exons: 1
Coding region: 1-414 (137 amino acids)
Biological process (GO): meristem maintenance; meristem development
Source: RefSeq, a predicted model, not a curated record